AUGCACUUCUUCCAGAUCGUUGUCGGCUUUGCCGCUGCCGUGUCCGCCAUUGACAUCCAGAAGCACUUCGGACAGACCUGCAGCGGCAACUACCGCGUCUGCAGGGGUCUGAACCCCAACGUCUGCUGCGUCGGCGCCACAGCCGAGAGCCUCCUCUUCCGCUACAUCCCUUCCGAAUGGCGCAUCGAGUGCCGUGGCUACACGGGCGGGGACUGCCGUGACCGCCGCUCCACCAUCUUCUCGGCCGGGGCCACGUCCAUCUGCAUGCAGUCCGGCGGCAUUCUCUUCACCGGCGCCGGUUAUGGCUUCGUCAACCGGAAGAGGGCCCCCGACUCGGAUGAGACGUGCACCGACGCCGAGCUCCAGCUCGCCGCGGACGGUCAGCCCCAAAACUGCCAGUCCAGCCAGGAGCCCGACACCCUGGUUCUCGUCGACGGCUCCGACUUUGCCAUUGCCGCCGACCCCAACGUCACUUCUGCUGCCGACAUCCCCGACGAGUUCAAGUCCAUUGAGAUCGUCUAA
Molecule: messenger RNA, 522 nt
Organism: Colletotrichum destructivum
Lineage: Eukaryota; Fungi; Ascomycota; Sordariomycetes; Glomerellales; Glomerellaceae
Exons: 2
Coding region: 1-522 (173 amino acids)
Source: RefSeq, a predicted model, not a curated record